CAGGGCGGGUCCUGUGCGGCGGUUUGUUAAAACUGCUGAUUCCCCCGGCGGAUUGCCAACCCAGCCCGUCGCGCUUUUCUGUCAUGCGUCUUUUGUCUUUCUCUUCCUUCCACGGUCAUUCCUGCGAAUAAUAUACUCAGAAUGGGGAGGCUGUGCACGUCUUCGGCUUGGGUCCUCACCUUCCUGUUGACUCUAUCGCUAUUCCCCUCUCCGAGCAUACAGAAAAACUGUACAUAUCCAGAUGGCACCGUUGCAGCCAACUACUAUCCGUGUGAUCCAAACGCAUCAAAGAGCGCCUGCUGCUUGGAGAACGAAGUGUGUUUGACGAGCGGUCUGUGUUUUGGGGGUGCUGGUUUGCCCUACCGAGGAGCUUGCUAUGGAGGCUGGACCGACACGAACAUCUGCCCGGACUACUGUAAAGACAUGGAAGGCUCUACAAACCGAUUUGUGAAUAUCUGGCCGUGUGAAGGCCUUGGCAGAGACGCACCGAAUGCAUUCUGGUGUGGAAACAACGGAGGCGUACCAUGCAAUACGACAAGCGAUACAGGCCCAGACAACGGAGCCAUGAUUACCCUCGGCCUUUUACAUGACAGCUUCAUCUACAAAACUGUUGCAACUGCUGUUCCGACCUCUGGGGCCACGAGUACCACCUCGAUUCCAUCUGGAACUGUCACUAGCCGCGAGACCAGCAGUACGGCCCCCGUUGUAACAGAUUGUCCUGCCGAUACAUCAUCAUCCACUCCCGCGGAGGAAGAUACUGGCAAACUCGUCGCAGUGGGUGCUGGUGUUGGUGCACCACUCUUCAUUAUGGCGAUGAUCAUGGGGGGUUGGGCAUUCCGGGAACGCGCAAAGAGAAGGACUAUGGUGAAACAGAUGGAAGAGUAUAAUGCGGCUGCUGCUGCGGCCUCUGCAGCUCGUUAUGCACAUCCAGAUCACCGACGCCAAAAUUAUAUUGCUGAGCUGCAAGCGGAGCCGGCGGAGAUGCCUGCUACUGAAAUUGACGCUGAACUGGAUGCGUCAGGGCGGAAGUCGAUUCGAACAUCGCUUCGCACGUCGUUUCGGACGAAGAGAUGAUCAUACCAUUGAAUAUAAAUAAUGUCAAAUAAUAUUGUAUAUAGACGCAUCCACCAAUGCAAAUUGAGGCAAUGACUUACGAACAAGACCAAACUGACUUGAAGAAUAUAUCAGCUACGCAAUAUAGCUAAACUUCC
This is a messenger RNA of Aspergillus wentii DTO 134E9, 1211 nucleotides long. RefSeq lists its product as uncharacterized. The coding region runs from base 142 to 1074 and encodes 310 amino acids. Lineage: Eukaryota; Fungi; Ascomycota; Eurotiomycetes; Eurotiales; Aspergillaceae. The transcript is spliced from 2 exons. The record is from RefSeq and is a predicted model, not a curated record.